AUGGUUAAACGCCUUGCGUCAGAGAAAGGAUAUUUCAGGGAGUCAAGGGCUUUGCCGAGCACUCUAAACAAUGUUCCUCGGACUUCGCACGCGUCCUCGAUACCCCACCAAACAAUUCCUCAACUCGUAACUCCCUCGUCAUUCUCCCUCACCUACACCGCACCGCUGCAUCGUCGGCCUUCCGUGUUACUCGAUCUUCUGAGCAGUCCGAGCGAACUAUCGAACCUACCACUCGCCGCGUCGUCACAAAUCCAGUGCGCUGUCGGUUCCCGCGGCCAGCAGCUAGUCCCGAUCCUCUGCAGGUCGGGAGAAUUCGACUCUACCACGUCGGAACACAUCCGCGAACCGCGUGCGCGUCUGCCGCCUCAAUUUCCCAAUUCCGACGAGCGAGACCAGGAACCAUCACCGAGCCGCAUCCAAAAGAUCGCUGCGGCCGAGAUGGACGUUAGAUAUACCGACCCUUCCUCCCAGCGCCGCGGCGGUGCACAACUUCAACCACCUAUAUCCGCCGUCGUGGAGACCACCACGUCUAGCACGCGCAGUUCUAAGCGGGCUGGCGAGAAUCACAGUCAACACAACACGCCCAAGCGGCAUAGGUCGGGCGUCCCUGAGCCCGGCCCGAAUCCCACCCCACAUACCCCAUCGGACACGACUCGCUCGCCCGCCUCCGCGCUCCCUGGGUCUGCCUGCGCCCAGGUGCUAGUUUGUAAAUCGACCCCUCGGUCCUACCCUCCCUCCCUCGACACCAUCUUGGUCCGGGUAUCUGCGUUCGACCCUCCCCGAGAGUGUCCGGUAGACGCCCUAUCCGCCAUCGUGCGCGGCCAUGACAUCACCCGCCCGCUCGACGAUCCCGCGCGCUACCGUCUCGAAGGCCUCUAUGUCUCCCCGGCGGACGCCGACCGGCGCACCUCUUUUGCCCUCAUCCCCGACGAGCGCGAAUGGCGGCUGUUCCUUACUCAGCUCAAGACCUCGGGCGUCCCUCUCGACCCCAACCGCUACUACAACCCUACCUUGCCCGUGAGCAUCCGUAUCUGGGCGCUGCCUUCGGCUCAGACUCCCCAGGAUGUUAUCGCGCCGGUGUCACCUAGUGUAGAGGUCGUAGAUCUCCUUACGGACGACGAACUUGACCCCUAUCCACGUGAUAGAGAUGCUACGAACGUCCUUUCGUGUAGCGAGCCCGACCUCGUUGAGUCCGACGUCGUUGAGCCCGAGGACGGAGAGGCGUUUGAGCCAGGACCCAUCGACCCCAGCAUCGUUGAGGCGGUCCGCCGCGACAUGUGCAAAUUCUUCGGCAUCGAUCCCAGCGACGUCCUAAAGCCUGGCUUCACACAUACCCCUCCGGGCAUGAAGAAAGGCCUCCGGUUCCACCAGCUCUGGGCCUUUUUCUGGGUGUUCGCUAGCAAGGCGGCCCGUGGUAUCGCCACUGCCCUCCUCGCUGACGAAAUGGGACUCGGCAAGACGGUCAUGUCCCUGGCCGUCGCCGUCCUUAGCCACCGCCUGCGCGCGCAGGCCGAUCACGUCUCCCAGCACCCUGACCAGCACCUCGCAGCCGAUGACGAGCGCACCAAGUGCCCGUCAGGAACCUACACUCACGGGUUCCAAUGCCCCUGCGAGGCCGGCAGCUGGUCCGCCAGGAUCGCUGCCGACCUCUCGCACGGACCUACAGUAGUGUUUGGUUCUAAGCUGAUCCUGAGAUCGUGGGCCUAUGAGUUCUCCAAGUUCGUGGACGCCAGCCCCGACGACGGCAUGAUCCUCCUCACGCUGCCCGACGAUCCCGCGCCUGUGCGCAGCCUCAUCGCCGACAUCGACAUCGCCAAGCUACCCCGCGGGCCUCCCACGAGCAGCAAGAAGCCGGGCCUGCAAGACGAAGGCGCCAGGCUCAAACCCAAGCCCGGCCAGUCUCGGUACAUCCUGCUGGUUCCCAACACGUCGGCCGUAAAGAGUAUCGAUUCGACCUUCGCCGUCCCCGCCGACCGCCGCCGGCCGCCCACUGUAGUCCAGUUCGCCGUCCAGCCAGGCAGGAUCAUCGUGGACGAGGCCCACUGCAUCAAGGGCGAGACCACCAUGCUCUGGGAUCGCAUCCGGCGUUGGCAGUGGCGCGCUCGGAGUCCCACUUACCUCCUUGCCCUGACGGGCACACCUAUGACCCGGGACCCGGCGGACUUCGAGAGGCUGCUGGAGCACCUGAACCACCCAGGCGCCGGCUGGAGCAGCCCUCUCCGACCGCCCACCAUGUCCACGCUUCAGGCGCUCAAGCGGCUGACCUCGCAUUACAACAAGACGCUCGCCCGCGGCCUCGGCGCCGCCGCCGCCGGCUCGGAAUCGGAAUCAGAUCAGCAGCAGCAGCAGGUCUUCCUCUCCAACCUCAGCGCUCUCGUGCUCACCUUCACCCUCCGCCGCCGCCGAGACGACAUCUUUGCUGGCGCUCCGCUGUCAACCGUGCCCAUGGUCCCUUUCAACGUCGUGGAUUGUCCGCCGCCGCCCCAGUUUGCCGCUUGCAUCGAGAACAUCUUCUCGUCCACAAAGGAUGAGGUGCAAGCGUUGUUGGACGAGCGCCACGCCAGGUGGGAGGAGCUGCCAGAACAUCGUCGGCGUACCGAGCCCACCUUAGAGCUCCUCGUCCGCCAGAUCAGUGCCGGCGCCCCCAACACUAGCAGCAGCUUCCGCCUGCUCAGGCUGUGCGCCACGUUCCCAGCCCUGGCUCGCCUCCACCGCCAAGCGCCCUACUGCGAUUGGAGCCUCACCGGCGAGGACUUCCGGGGCGUCUUCACCAAGGGCACCAUCAAGGAGGCCCGGGCCAAAUCUAAGGCAUGGCCCUUCUGGCGCGACAUCUGCAACGGCAGCACUAAGAUGGAGCAGCUCGGUAUACAGAUCCGCAAAAUGCUGGCCGACCGAGAGCCGGCGCCCGGUGCGAACGACGUCGUGUCCGACAAGAAGAUGCUAGUCUACUCUGACUCGCCCUUCGUCGCCCACCUGGCGUUUUUAUGGAUCACCAACACCUUCGACAUCCCCGUCCAGAUGGUCGAUCGCGGCAUGAGCGCGGCCAACCGCGUGGCUGCUAUAGAGCCCUUCGUCACCGUCUCUCUCGACCGGCUACGGCGCGAAUGCUACCACCCCACGGAGCCCCCCUCUCCCCAAGUCCUAGUCACCACCGUCGGCAUCAUCGCCGAGGGUCUCAACCUGGCCCGGGCGAAUUACCUGGUCCUGCUUGGCCCCCUUGGCACCGUCGCUAAGCAACUACAGGCCGAGAUGGUCGUUCGCCGGCGGCAGCUGAACCGCGCCGCCAUCGAGACGGAGGUGUGGGGCCAUACGAAGUAACGGCGACCGACUCGCCUACUUUUCUUUUUUUUUUCGGCGCGUGGGCAUUGGCACAGGGAGGAUAUAUCUGUAUUGUUUGAGUCCGGUUGCUCGGGUUCACUUGCUCGGGAUUGGAACUCGCCGUGGUGCGGUCGGGGCGCAUCGCCUUUAAGGAGGGAUGUGGGAGGCGCCGUCCUCAUCUGCUUUUUCUAUUCGGUCUCUCUUAUUCCAGAGCCGCGCCAUAGUGUGUAUCCAGGUUCCGAGGGUGCCUGGUGGAUGUUUGAUUACCGGCGGACAUGGCUGACUCGGACGUGGCUAUUCGGAGGAGGGGUUCAUUGUUGGGUUGACCAGCUCGGGUUUGCCGUGUCAAGGUCAGAGGCCGGCUGCCUUAUGAUAGUCUUGCUUGUCAGGUCACAUAGGGAACUAAUCUCACUCAACGUGGUCAUUGC
Messenger RNA from Chaetomium fimeti, 3746 nucleotides. RefSeq lists its product as uncharacterized. The transcript has 7 exons. The coding region runs from base 1 to 3318 and encodes 1105 amino acids. Gene Ontology annotation, biological process: DNA repair. The record is from RefSeq and is a predicted model, not a curated record. Gene Ontology annotation, cellular component: nucleus. Lineage: Eukaryota; Fungi; Ascomycota; Sordariomycetes; Sordariales; Chaetomiaceae. Gene Ontology annotation, molecular function: ATP binding; ATP-dependent chromatin remodeler activity.